AUGCCUCGAGGGCGUCCACCUAUCCAACGAAGCGAAGAAGAAGCCAAGAUAGCUCGAAGAGCUCAAGUACGCCGCAAUGUUCAGGCUUAUCGACUACGCAAGCACCCCAAUGGUAUAUCCGGAGAAUCUCAAGUAUCGCCCAAGGAGCCGUUCAGUUUCGUGUUCGAAGAAUGGGGCCAGGAUGAUUUUACGCGCCCCUUGGACACAAGUCUUAAGCCACCAGAGCAACAGUAUAACCUCCGGCCGAUGAACUCGCCCAUGUUCCGAAAGUUCAACUUGUUGGUGGAAAUACCUCCGGAGAUUAAUGCUGCUCGAGUAUCCCGCCAGCAAUUCACAUCAAACGCUGCCACUGCAUUCUUCCCCACGGUACAGAACGGAGAUCCUCUUUCCUUAGAGACUGGCCCGCACUGGGCUCAACUGAUCCCAGACCUUGUCAACAAAAACGAUGUCCUGGACUCUUCCAUCCAGGCUCUCUGCCUCGUGCAGAUCAGUCAUGUCAUGCAGGAACGUUGGCUAUUACGAAGCAGUCUCACAUUCUACGACAGGGCACUGCAAGCGUUUCAGGGAGUGAUAGCAGAACCCACUCAAGCAUUUAAAGCCGAGAUCUUCGCAACGGCCAUGGCGCUUGCUACUUACGAACUGCUCCAGGGAACUAACGCCAACGAAAGCCGUGGCUGGAUGUACCAUAUCGAAGGAGCCUCUUCCUACCUGAACGCCUUCCCGAAGCUUGAUGUGUGCGCUUUUAGUCAUCAAUUGUCUUUCCAUUUUCUUGAGACUAUCUGCAUUUUCGACGCUCUUGGUGCUCGAAAACCAUCUUGUUUUUCCACAUCCAAGUGGUGGCGAAGUACCGUUGACCGGUUUGGGGACGAUAUGUAUGGAGCACUAUUGCGCAUGAUCACCUCUCUCCCGACAGUACUUCAGCAGUGCGAUGAAUCAAUGGUGUUGCCAGCGAGCGUCGAAGCGUACGCAAGGUGGUCAGCCCUUCUUCAAAUGGCUUUCCGACUGGAGAAAGCAUUUCUAGACUGGUUCCACACGAUGACGGCUCGUCUGUCACUUUGCCAGCACACUAUUACCUCAACACUACAGGAGACUUCGGAUCCUGACACAUCGCAGCCCGAAUUCUCAUUUCCGAACCUAUCACUGCGCGGCUCUACCUUCUGUAUUGGUCAUCCAUGA
Molecule: messenger RNA, 1176 nt
Organism: Letharia columbiana
Lineage: Eukaryota; Fungi; Ascomycota; Lecanoromycetes; Lecanorales; Parmeliaceae
Exons: 2
Coding region: 1-1176 (391 amino acids)
Source: RefSeq, a predicted model, not a curated record